Pyricularia grisea is the source of this 7020-nucleotide messenger RNA. RefSeq lists its product as uncharacterized. Gene Ontology annotation, molecular function: phosphopantetheine binding; oxidoreductase activity; fatty acid synthase activity. The transcript is spliced from 8 exons. Bases 1 to 7020 code for a protein of 2339 amino acids. Lineage: Eukaryota; Fungi; Ascomycota; Sordariomycetes; Magnaporthales; Pyriculariaceae. Gene Ontology annotation, biological process: secondary metabolite biosynthetic process; fatty acid biosynthetic process. The record is from RefSeq and is a predicted model, not a curated record.
AUGUCGUCUCCUAUUGCCGUUGUUGGGCUGGCAUGUCGCCUGCCUGACGAUGUAUCCUGCCCAGAGGAACUGUGGCAGGUGAUUUUGGAACAAAGAGACACCCUUUCCGAGCCUGGUGAUAGAUGGAACACAGAUGGCUUCCACCACCCCGGGCGCAGUAAAUCACGGACGACGGCAAGCAGGAAAUCACAUUUCCUCAAGAGGGACGUGAUGGCUUUCGACGCGCCGUUUUUCAAUGUCAACGCGGCCGAGGCGUUAUCAAUGGCGCCGGAACAGCGCAUCGUGUUGGAGGUGACCUACGAGGCUCUGGAAAACGCAGGUCUGACCCUGGAGGCUGUGGCUGGGUCCAAAACCGGUUGCUACGUCGGAACUUGCGGUACAGACUACAGAGAUAGCAUCGUCCGGGACACCGAGACGGCACCACGAUACACGGCCAUUGGUUUCACCAACGAGAUGCCCGCCAACAGAGUGUCAUGGUUUUAUAACAUGAAGGGCCCUAGUAUGACGCUCUCGACGGCAUGCUCCUCCAGCCUGUCCGCGAUCCACGUGGCAUGCCAGGGGCUCCUUACGGGGGAGACGGAUAUGGCGGUGGCUGGAGGCGUCAAUCUGAUGUUGAACCCUGAUAUGCUGAUUUUCUUGAAUCGCAUGGGCUUUAGCUCGCCCGAGGGCCGUUCCAAGUCCUUUGAUGCGUCAGGGGACGGGUAUGGUCGCGGUGAGGGCUGCGGAAUUGUGGUGCUCAAACGUCUCGACGACGCUAUUCGCGACAAGGAUCCCAUUCGCGCCAUCAUUCGGGGCACCGGUAUUAAUUCAGACGGCUAUACACAGGGGUUCACCACCCCAAGCACCGAAAGUCAGGCCGCGUUGAUCAGGGAGGUGUACAGCCGGGCGGGCCUGGACGUGGCCGAUACCCAAUUUUUCGAGUGUCACGGCACUGGCACCAAGGUCGGCGACCCUCUAGAGACGAAGGCGGUCUACGAGACGAUCGCGGCGAAGAAGUCGCAGCCGUUGGUGAUCGGCAGUGUGAAGCCCAACAUUGGUCAUUUGGAAAGCGCCUCGGGCGUCGCGGCACUCAUCAAAUCCAUAUUGGCUCUGGAAAAGGGCCUAAUCCCACCGCAGGUCUUCUUCAAAACUCCAAACCCGGCGAUACCCUUUGAGGAAUGGAACUUGAAAGUGCCGACGACGCUCAUGCCAUGGCCGGCCACGCGGGGCCCUAGGCGUGUGAGCAUAAACAAUUUUGGCGUGGGUGGCACCAACGCACAUGUCAUCGUAGAUAGCGCGCCCCCGAGGCGCGGCGGCGGCGGCCAGGAGUCCACGGGGCGGAAGAAGCAACGGCUCUUUGUAGUCAGCAGUCGGGACAACAGCGGCGUCGUCCGGGUCGCACGGUCGCUGGCGGCCUACCUCGACAAACACUCGGCCAAAGCCUCUCCCGUGGCCGACCUCGCGUACACUCUUGGUAGCAAACGGUCGCGUCUGCCGUGGAAGACCUUUUGCAUCGCGAGCGGGCCUACCGAUCUGCGGGCCAACCUGCUCGCCCUGACCGCCGACACGGCUGUAAGGGCCAGCGGCGCAGGGCGCAUCGGCUUUGUUUUCACCGGCCAGGGCGCCCAGUGGGCGACGAUGGGUCUGAAACUAAUGGAAUUUCCCGUCUUCAAACGCAGCUUUGAGCAGUGCCAGAGCUACCUCAAGGACCUGGAUUGUCCAUGGGAUGCCGCCGAGGAACUUAGCAAACCGGUCGAAACCAGCCGCAUCAAGUCUCCGUGGUUAAGUCAACCGAUGUGCACCAUAAUCCAGAUCGGCCUGGUGGACCUUUUGGCCUCGUGGAAUGUCACACCGGCAAAAGUGGUCGGUCAUUCGAGCGGCGAAAUAGCAGCCGCCUACUGCGCCGGUUUCCUUUCGGCGCGGGAGGCGGUCGAGGUAGCCUACCUUCGUGGCAAGUUGUGCGCCGGCCUCAUCGAGGACGAGGGCAGAAACGGAAGCACGGGAGGUAUGCUCGCGGUGGCCUGCUCACGCGAAAAGGCCGAAGAGCUCAUUUCCGAGGUGGACGCGGGGUAUUUGACGGUUGCCUGCGUUAACUCACCCUCCAACGUUACUAUUUCUGGUGAUGUGGCUGCCAUCGAACAACUGCAUGACAAACUCAAGACCAUGUCCGUGUUCGUGGCCCGGCUCAAGGUUGACGUGGCCUACCACUCAAACCAUAUGCAGAAAAUCUUCCCCGACUACGUGCAGUCCUUGGCGCAGCUGCAUCCGUCCGGUAGCGACCGCAACAUUACCAUGGUAUCGAGCGUGGAGGCGGCUGAAGUGGACGCCGAGGCCGUCAACGGCUUCUACUGGGGACGCAACCUGGUGUCUCCGGUCCUCUUCUCGGAUGCUCUGGCAGAGCUGGUCAGGCCGGGUCAAGGCCCUAGCACCGUUGAUGUGCUAGUUGAGAUUGGACCGCACGGAGCGCUCAAAUCAAGCGUGGGGGAGAUCCUCGCGACUAUCAACGCCAAGGCCGUCGAGCACAUGUCAUCGCUGUCGCGCGGUAAGGACGAUCAGCUUAUGGUGUUGACGCUGGCCGGCAACCUGUUCACGCGCGGCAUCGACAUCGACAUGGAUCAGGUUAACGGCGCCGGGACGCUGCUCACCGACCUGCCGCCGUAUCCGUGGCAGCACUCGAAACGUUUCGAUGCGAGUUCACGUAUAGCCCGCGAGUAUAAUAUGAGGGACUACCCGCCUUCGAGUCUCCUGGGCGCCCCAAUGCCCUCAGUCGGUCCGGGGGAGCACAUUUGGAGGGGCUAUUUGGAUUUGGCCGAAGAGGGCUGGGUGCGCCAUCACGUUAUCGGAGGUGCCAUAUUGUAUCCCGGCGCCGGUCUUGUGGCUAUGGCCUUGGAGGGAGCUCGUAGACUGGCCGAUCCGGGACGCACUAUACGCUCCGUUAAAUUGCGUGACGUGGCCUUUGGGCUGGCCACCAUCGUCAAUGACGAGCGGGCCACUGAACUUGUCCUACACACCCGGCCACAUAUACUCGGCACCCUCGGCUCUAGCCCGGCUGCGUGGCUCGAAUUCAGCAUCUCAUCUUCGGGCGGUCCCGACAUGCCCCUGCGCGAGAACUGCCACGGUUUAAUGCGCAUCGAAUACGAAGGCGUCGGAGACGGGGAGGAAGAAGCCGCCGUCAGCUCAGCCCUGGUUGACUAUCAGGCCGCCGCGGCCGCUUGCACCGACGAGCUAACCGUCGAGGACUUCUAUCGUGACGCGGCGGCCACUGGCCUCGGGUUCGGCCCAACCUUCCAGAACAUGCAAAAGAUUUGGUACCGUCCAGGCGAGGCCGUCUACCAGAUCCGCAUCGCCGACCCGGGCGAGACUUACAGCUCGGCGCAGCCAGGCCGCACGCACUUCAUCCACCCAACCACCAUGGACUCGAUCGUGCAAACCACCUUCGCCGCCAUGUAUGCCGGGCCGGGCAAGCCCGUCACCGAGCUGUUUAUCCCCACUUUUGUCAAAGAGCUCGAGUUCUCUGCCGAUCUGCCCUUUGACGUCGGCACCACCCUCCAAGGCUUCACGACGGCCAAGGCGCAUGGAAUCGGCGAGAUCGACGCCACCAUGGACAUUUUCGACGACCAGUCGUCGAGGCGCUACGUCAAGAUCCGCGGCUACCGAGCCACCGCCGAGGCAAGGUCUGAUACCAGCGGCGAGGUCGUGUCCGACAUUAAGCCGGGGUUGGCCUACUCAACUCGCUGGGAAAACUCUCUCGACCUCGUUUCCCGGGAGGAUCUAGUCAAGGUCGCGACAGGCCAGACCCCAGACGAAAGAUUGGCGAAGAUUGUUGCCAUGAUCCUCCACCAGUCUCCCAACACCACUACCCUCGAAGUUCUGGACGGGAAAAGCCGUGCGAUCCAUCCGACGAUUGUGGCAGAUCCCCGGCCGCAACAGAUAAAAUACGCCGUUCUAGAAGGCUCACCAGCUCCUGAUGUUGACGGCGAGGUCUUGGAGUUGAAGCCUGGUAAAGCCGCCGAGACACAAUUUGAUCUCGUUAUCAUUGGUCAGGGUAGCAGCCAGAGCCUCAACGACCGAGUAAUCUUUGAUCACAUCCUGGGUCAUGUUAAGCCUGGCGGUCGGAUCAUCUUCGGCUUCGACUAUGAACAGCUCAGUAGGGCGGCGCUGCCGGGGGCCCAGGUUGACGUUCUCGGCCACGGCAGCGAUGCUGCGACCAUCUUGACUGUGCCUCUAUUGACCAACGGCCAUGCUGCACCUGCAAUGACGAAUGGCCACACUACUCCUCCACUGACGAACGGCCAUGCCCCCGUUGCCGUCAACGGUGACACCACAUCUUUCCAAGAUAAGGUUCUGCUCGUCCAGCCAGCGUCGCCAAAUGGCGCAGUGCAGUCAUUUUCUGGACAGUUGGCUCAAGUUCUUCAGGACCAGGGGUUCGAGACCGACACCGUUACAUGGAGCCCGGAGGUGGCAUCGGCCGCGCCCGUGAAACAUGUCAUUUCUCUACUUGAGUUGGACACCCCGUUUAUGGACAGCCUUUCCCAAUCCGACUUUGAUCUUUUAAAGGGGCUCGUCCUCAAGGCUGAAAGCCUCCUCUGGCUGACUGCGUUGAGUGGCCCGUCGGCGUACGUCAUCGACGGCGCCCUGAGGGUUGCCAGGAGGGAGCUCGGCAACCAGCAACUUAAAGUGCUGCACAUGUCGUCGUUGGACAACGGCCCCGCUCUCGCAGUCAAAGCACUGGUCUCUGACGAAACCGAGUUCCUCCAAGACGAUCAAGGCUUUCUCAAGAUUGGCAGGGUUGUUGAAGACCACAACCUCAACGCCCAAGUCUCGUCAUAUGAGGGUACCGGCACGCAUAUGGAAUCGAUAGCAGCCUGUGGACUUCCUCUUAAACUAAGCAUUUCCAAGCCCGGGCUGUUGGACACUCUCUACUUUGGUCCCAGAGAAGAGCCGGCUGAGUUGAAGGAGAAUGAGGUCGAAAUCCAGAUUAAAGCAUCUGGAAUGAACUUCCGAGACGUUAUGAUUUCCAUGGGCCUGAUCAAUUAUCCUCACCUUGGAUUUGAAGGCGCUGGCGUUGUAUCCAGAACGGGAAGUAAAGUAACAAACGUUCAAGUUGGGGAUCGUGUUAGUGCGCACGUUUUUGGUUCCCACUCCAACAUCGUCCGGACCAUCGAUAUCUGGUGCGCAAAAAUACCGGACAGCAUGUCUUACCAAGAAGGAGCCUCGCUUCCUGUGGUUUUCACCACGGCUUACCACGCGUUGGUAAACAUUGCAAAAUUGCGUCCAAAACAAUCCGUCUUGAUCCACGCCGCUGCCGGAGGUGUUGGGCAAGCUGCUAUCCAAAUAGCUCGGCAUCUGGACCUGCAGAUUUACGUUACGGUCGGUUCCGAAGACAAGAAGGAGCUAAUCGUCAACCGCUAUGGUAUUCCCAAAGAACACAUUUUCGAUUCGCGCAGCGCCAGCUUCGUUAUGGGUAUUAAGCGUGUUACAGGUGGCCGCGGUGUGGACUGCGUCCUUAACUCCUUAUCUGGCGAACUUCUUCGGCAAUCCUGGUAUUGCCUGGCACCCCUUGGUACGUUUGUCGAAAUCGGCAACCGCGAUAUCAACGACAACACAAGAUUGGAUAUGGCUCCUUUCAGUGCCGGGACUACCUUUACCUCUUUCCCGCCGCUUGAAGUACUUUCCGGUAAUCCCGAAAUCAUGGCGGAUAACUGGCGCAAGGUUUUCGACCACAUCCGGGAGGGGACGUUCCAUGCCCCGACCCCGUUAACCGUUAUCCCCGUCCACAAGGUCAAAGACGCAUUUCGACUUAUGCAGCACGGCAAGCACCGUGGUAAAAUCGUGCUGUCUUUUGAAAACAGUAACGAUGAGGUUCCAGUACUGCGAAACCCCAGAACUGCCCUGAGUUUGGAUCCUUCUGGCACAUAUUUGCUAGUCGGAGGUUUGGGAGGUCUUGGUCGGUCGUUGGCGGAGAUGCUAGUCGACUCUGGCGCCCGCAAUAUUGCAUUCAUUUCUCGCUCUGGAAUGACGCAACCGGCGGCCAAAGCCAUUGUUGAACAGCUCUCUGUGCGGCCGAACGUCAACGUUAAAGUAUACGCCGGCGACGUUUCGAACCAAGCAUCGUUGGCCACCGCGUUGAAGAGCUGUAGCGACGAACUACCCCCGAUUAAAGGCGUUUUCCAAAUGGCCAUGGUUCUCCGGGACGCUGUUUUCGAAAACAUGACGGCUGAUCAAUGGACGGCGACCGUUAAGCCCAAGAUCGAUGGUACGCGGAAUCUGCACGAGUAUUUUGGUUCUGACAAGCCCCUGGAUUUCUUCAUCAUGUUCUCUUCCUUGUCCGGCGUUAUAGGUAACCGUGGCCAAGCCAAUUACGCCGCCGGCAACACCUACCAGGACGCCUUGGCCCACCACCGCCGCUCGCUGGGUUUGAACGCCUGCGCCGUUGACCUGGGUAUCAUGCUCGACGUCGGCGUGCUGGCCGAAACCGGGACAGCUGGUGACCUGGUCAAAUGGGAAAGGCUUAUGGGCAUCAAGGAGCCGACAUUCCACGCUCUAAUCAAGACCGUCGUCAAUGGCGGCCGAUCCCCCGAUUUCCCCGCCCAGAUCACCGUCGGCCUGGCCACGGCCGGCGUCUUCCAGGCCGCCGGGAUCCCCUUUCCGGACUGGCUGGCCGAGGCGCGGUUCGGCCACCUGGCAACCACGAGCUCGGACGCCGCCACGGCCGACGCAGGCGCCGAGGGUAACAAGUCGACCUCGGCGUCGCUGCCGGCACAGCUGGCGGCGGCCAAGACCACCGAAGAGGCCCUGACCGCCAUGAUCGACGGACUGGUGGACAGGCUGUCGGCGGUGGUAUCCAUCCCGACUUCCGAGGUUGACACCUCCCGGCCCAUGUACAUGUAUGGCGUCGACUCGUUGGUCGCCAUGGAGUUUAGGAACUGGCUUCAGCGGGAGAUCAAGGCCGACAUUGUACUAUUCGAAGUCUUGGAGGCGGUGCCCAUAACCAAGUUUGCCGAGAAGGUCGUUUCAAGGACUAAGCUGCUGAAGAUUUAA